CACUCCCUUCUCCUUUACCAAACUCCAGCGAAGCACCGCCCAAUAAAGAAACUGAAACAAAACACAGCAGCAGACUUUCCUUUCUUUGAAUUCACUCUGAUCCCAGUUCCUAUUUCGAUCCUGAUCCUUCCAUGGGCUGUUACUCUGCGCGAUUGUUCGGGAGACGGAGAACCGUACACCAAGUAUUGGGAGGAGGUUUCAUUGCAGAUGUGAUCCUGUGGAGGAGAAGAGACGUCGCAAUCGGGUUAUUGACAGGGACGCUUGCGGCUUGGGUUUUGUUCCGAUUCUCUGGAUAUACUCUGCUCUCGCUGCUGUCUAACGUUCUGCUGCUCUUGUUCUCUAUUCUCUUCGUCUGGGCCAAGUGCGCGGAGAUCCUCAACAGGCCACCUCCGCCCAUACCAGAGUUGUACCUCCCCAGAGAAAUUGCGUACGAAGCGGUGGUUUUCUUGCAUUCUAAGGUUAAUGCUAUAUUGUCGGGAUCUUACGACAUUGCACUCGGAAAGAACUCGAAGCUUUUCCACAGAGUAGCCGUGUGCCUCACAUUGAUCUCUGUUGUAGGAAACCACACUGAUUUUCUCACGUUCGCCUGCUCCGGCCUGGUUGUUCUGCUCACAAUACCCGUGUUAUAUGAGAAGCAUGGAGGUACAAUCGACAGACUCGUUAUAUUGGCGCUAAUAAAGCUGCACAUGUAUGAGCUAGUGUAUGAAGAGUGCUUUCGCAGGGCUAAGGAAUGGAUCGUCGAAGAACUGAAGGAAAGCUGAUGGUGUUGAAUUAAUGUGUUCGCCGGUCGUUAGGCUUUGAGAUUUUUUCAGGAAGUAAUUCCUUUGUUUGGUUUUGCGUGCGGUCCGUGGUAGUACCUGUUGAAUUAACCACUUCGUUUGUGUAGGACAGGAAGUCUGGGGAGUUUCUUUCGUCAUCUCCUCUGCGUAGCUACUCGUGUGAGUGUAGGCUCGCAUUCGUUGUAAAAUUGUGAGUGAGUUAUAAAUUGACAUUCUUUUUUAGUUCAGUUGAAGAGCGAUGUUCAAGUCUGUGUAUGUACAACUAUCUUAGGAAAUGAAGGUUGGAUUGUUUUUUUGAGACA
Messenger RNA from Asparagus officinalis (garden asparagus), 1081 nucleotides. Its product is annotated as reticulon-like protein B12. The record is from RefSeq and is a predicted model, not a curated record. The coding region runs from base 132 to 761 and encodes 209 amino acids. NCBI's taxonomy places the organism in Eukaryota, Viridiplantae, Streptophyta, Magnoliopsida, Asparagales, Asparagaceae. The transcript has 4 exons.